This is a messenger RNA of Lytechinus pictus (painted urchin), 2813 nucleotides long. RefSeq names its product bactericidal permeability-increasing protein-like. Bases 193 to 1683 code for a protein of 496 amino acids. Lineage: Eukaryota; Metazoa; Echinodermata; Echinoidea; Temnopleuroida; Toxopneustidae. Gene Ontology annotation, molecular function: lipid binding. The record is from RefSeq and is a predicted model, not a curated record. The transcript has 16 exons.
AUUGCCUAUGAAACUUUGUCAUAAACAGAAAUAUGUCUUGAUAUGCAAGUCAUAUUAGUUGCGAAACUGAAGUGUUGGAUCUUAAAAGUCGAGAGCAUUGCCUUUCCUUCCUCAUUCGGUUCUUGAAUCAGAGCAAGAGAGCCAGACGAUUAAUAUUCUCCAACUUCCAUUAAAAUCAAUCUUAAAUUCGUUAUGUCGACGACGACGAAUAAAAUCAGUUCCAGGAUCUUAAUGGCCCUUGUCAUGGGUUGGGCCCUCGUUCAGGUGACGAACGGGUCAAUGGAAAGGUACUACCCCAAAUGGAGGCUGGCUGACUGGAACAAGCUGCCAGGAUUCAAGGCAAGAAUAACUCAGAAGGGUCUCGACUUCUUCAAAGAUGUCGGCAUGAAGACACUACAGGCAAAAAUCGGAAAAAUGCACAUUCCAGAUCAACAUGGCUCGUCUGGUGCCAUUGAAUACUCUGCAACUAAUAUCAAGAUCGUAUCAUUCGGUUUACCAGCCUCCAUCACUCCUAAUGGGGACGGACUGAGGCUUCAAAUGAAUAAGGCUUCAUUCAACCUGCACGGGGAUAUCAGUUAUACAGUCCUUAAAAUGUUCACUAAAUCUGGAUAUUUUGACGGAAGACUGGCUGACAUCGCUCUCGAUGCUUCUAUCCGUAUAGGAGUGGACAAUAAUGGCAGACCAUCAGCAAGUGCCAAAUAUUGUAAUUUCCAUGUCGGGUUUGUAAAGCUAAAUCUCCACGCUGGAAUGGCUUGGAAGUAUGAGGAAGAAGUCGCAGCGAAACUGAAACAAACCUUGAAUCAACAGGUCUGCAGUAACGUUAUCACAGCUAUCAACACUGAUCUGGAAAACAAAUUAAGAGCAUUGAAAGUGACUAUGCUCUACAAAGACAAGUUUAAGUUUGACUACUCUCUCGUAGAAAGCCCAUCGUUCAACACAUCAGUUGACACAGCGCACAAGGGUGAGGCUUACCCGAUCGGAAAUGCGACAGAAUGCCCCAUACCUAUACCAGUAGUGCCGCAGGACCCAGAUAAGACUUCAAAGAUGUUGUUCCUCUGGGUAACCGACUACCUGCCAAACUCUGCCGGUUAUGUCCUGCAGAAAACCGGUCAGCUCCACCAUAUACUGACUCCAGAUAACGUGCCUCCGGAGCAGAAGAAAUACCUCAACACGUCUAGUAUGGCUGUAAGAAUGCUCCUUCCACAGAUCAACAAACUCUACCCAAACAUGGCAAUGAUGAUUAGUCUGAACAGCACUCAAACUCCCACGGUCAAGAUCACAUCGAAAGGCAUCGAGGCUGUCUUGGUCGCCUACUGCUCCCCUUACGCUAUCCUUCCAAACAAGACCAAAGCCUUCUUGUUCACACUGAGCGUGUCCAUCAUUGCAGACUUGAACGUCGGCCUGAAAGCGAACAACAUAACAUGGAAGAUUACAUCUUUCAGAACCGUUUUGAAAGAGGUUCGCACUGAGGUGGGGCCGAUUUCGAUCUCCAAACUUAAGAAUGCUGUUGACUUGGCUAUUAAGUCAAUACUUCCGAAGCUUAACAAAAUGGGCGUGGCUGGAGUUCCUCUUCCAAAACUGGAUGGCUUUGAGAUGAUUAAUUCUUCCAUCACACCGGGAAAGGGUUUUCUGAAGAUUGGAACUGACCUCAUUUACACCGAUCAGUCGGCCGACGCCAUAUAAGCAUUACCAACAACGUUUUCAGCGUGUUUUCUUUCAAAUAGAAUACACAACACCAACAUUAAUGUGUCAGAUGACAACCGUGCACUGAUCAAUGCAAUGUUAAAAAACAUCUUAAUUCGAGCAAGCGAAACAAGAAAGUCGAUAUUGAAAGAUUUGAUAAACUGACAGACAUAUUUUAAAAACAGAACGCUUAAUAAAAAUUUAAUAGAAAUUCAUAAUUAUGGUCGACCAGAAUCUGGAAGAGUUUAAAUAUAGACAAGGAAACAUUCAUUGAACAGAAUAUUCAGUUACGUUUCCGUGUGAUGUAAUGUAAAUAUAAAAUGAUACUAGCUAGUUAUAUUAGGACACCUGUUGCCAAUGGGCGUCAUUAUUAUUAUAUCAUUAUUAUCGCCACAAAUUACUUAUCUAAAUCAAAUGUUUGUUUGUUUGGUUUUAUAUUGAUGGCAGAGGCGCUCGUUUAUUUGCUGUUCGGGAUCAUUUCCACCAGAUGUAAAAAAGAACUUUUGCUUUUUUUUUUCUUCACAAAAUAUAAUUUUUUUGUUUCAAGAAAAGAAAAAACUAAGAAUGACCGAUGAUUGUAAUUUCAUGAAUGAAACAUGAUUGUAAAGCUUAGGUCGUCUUCGUAAUAUUUCAUGUAUUUGAUGCAACUUGUAAGAUGGGUUCCAAUUCGCACAUGAGUAAGUAAAACAACUUGAAGUGAAGGUAGAUAAAGGUGUCAUAAUGGGCAAAAAGCGGAAUGUGCAGAACGUGAUUUUCUCUUUGAAAUUAAAGAUAUCUCCAGCCAGAUGUGUCAUUAAUACACUUCCAUCAAAUUGAUUUACAUACUUAUGCCUUACAAGAGUUAUUAAUUUUGUGGCAAUGAGGGAACUAGCCACAAAAUACAUGCUAUAUAGUCAUGCUAAUGUAAAAGUCCAUAAAUUGUCAUUUUUUCUGAAAUUUGAGAUUGAUUUUACUAUUUAAAUUCGAGGUUUUUUUUCUCGCUCGGUCGACACACACUCUUAGGUUCGACAAAGGGAAAAAGUCUAGCUUAGAUCCAUUAACUGAGGUUAUAGUCUAUGUAUGUAAAUGGAUAAUGCUAUAGAUCACUCGCUUAUUGAAUAAAAAUAAAAUUUUGCUCACAUGUGCGCUAU